AGUCUUUGUUUGAGUACUAUAAUUAGUAAACAAGGAAGGCUGGAGAUAUCUGUUCUCUUGGGAAGUGAAACUUCGCUGUAGUUAUACGAUUGUCAUAACCAUGAGCUCACGGUUUGCAAACUAUUUGAGUAUAUUAUUACUUAGUUUGUCAGUAAGCAUGUCAUCAGCCUUUUUCGUAGUGAAAAGGCAAGAAAUAACUCCAGUCAUUUUAGUUCCUGGAGAUGGUGGCAGUCAGGUUGAGGCAAAACUUCACAAGGAUAGAGUUGUUCAUUAUUUAUGUGAGAAAACAACACAAGACUUCUUUAAUAUAUGGCUCAAUAUGGAAUUACUUGUUCCAUUAGUCAUAGACUGCUGGAUUGACAACAUGAGACUUGUGUAUGACAAUGUCACAAGAAUGUCAUCCAAUUCAAAAGGUGUUGAGAUCAGAAUUCCAGGCUUUGGGAAUACUACAUCUGUUGAAUGGCUUGAUCCAAGUGAAGCAUCUCCUGGAGCAUAUUUUAAAGACAUUGCUAAUGCUCUGGUUGCAUUGGGUUAUGAACGUAAUGUCUCGCUUCGAGGUGCUCCAUAUGAUUUUCGGAAAGCCCCAAAUGGAAAUGGCGAAUAUUUUGUAAGGUUGAAGGCACUUGUAGAAGAAACGUAUGGAAUAAAUGAUAACCAACGUGUAAUAAUACUUGCUCACAGCAUGGGUGGCCCCAUGAGUUUACAUUUCUUACACAGCCAGUCAAAGAGCUGGAAGGACAAAUAUAUUCGUGCACUUGUUACGUUGUCUGGUGCAUGGGGAGGAUCAGUGAAGGCAUUGAAGGUUUUUGCAGUGGGUGACAAUUUGGGUUCUUAUGUCCUGCGCGAGAGUAUAUUACGAGAGGAACAAAUAACUUCACCAAGUUUAGCAUGGCUAAUGCCAUCCAGUUUGUUUUGGAAUCCUGAUGAAAUUUUAAUACAAACGGAUGAGAAGAACUAUACAACAAAGGACUUUAAAGAAUUCUUUGAGGCCAUUGACUAUCCAGUAGGUUGGGAGAUGCGGAAAGAUGUGGAGAAAUAUUCAGUUGAGUUUCAAGCACCAGACGUAGAAGUGCAUUGUUUACAUGGCUUUGGUGUAGAUACAAUUAACAGACUUGUUUACAAACCUGGGACCUUCCCAGACGGGUACCCUGGGUUCCUCUAUGGUGACGGAGAUGGCACUGUUAACAAACGUAGCUUAGAAGGAUGUUUGAAUUGGAAGCAGAAGGAGAAAGUUUAUCAUCAGACUUUCUCUAGUUUGGAUCAUACAGGCAUACUCCAUGAUGAACGUGUUCUCAGCUACCUUCAGUCGAUAGUAACAAAUAUGUAGUUUUACUAUCAUAUAUUUAAUAUUAAUAUUUUACAUAAUAGUCUGUCUGUCUCACAAACGAAAAUGCCAUGGGUAUUAUAACAACUCUUUACUCUUUAACGUUGGAGAAAUUACAAUUUGUCAUCACAUGCUUAUAUUUAUUAUGCUCUCUUAUUUAUUCAGAUACAGCGUAUGUAUUUUUACUGUUCCUUUAAUAUGAAAUUUACUGAUCAUUUAAGGUGUAUGUCAGUGAGAGAAGGUGUGAAUAAAAUAUUGCACUUGACAUAUGGAUCUUCAUGAAGUGAAUUGAUCUCAUUAUAAAUAUUUGAGAUACUUGCCAGUAUCAUUGUUACAGGGUUUGUCAGAAUCUCCACAAAGGUUAUAUUCAGCCUGUAAAUUAUAGGAUAUUCAUCUCAGACAUUUUCACAAUAAGAGAUUUACAUGUUGAACAAAAGGUCCACACUACUUCUUCAUGUAUCUUAGGUGGCUGAUGAUCAGUACUUAUUUUCUUUGCUGCUAACUAUUGUGUCAUUCUGAAAUGACUCUCAAAUUUCCACUUAAAUUGCAGUAUAUGAAAAAAGUUAAACUGAUUUCCAGUGUAUGAUGAUCUUGUUAUUCUUCUAGCAUUGUCACUGUUUUAUAAUCAUUGUUGGUUGAAAAGCAUCUCUUCUGUCUCCUCCCAAUCUUUCCUUUUUGAUUUCUUGCCAGCUCAUAUAUCUUCUUGUACCUGGCCAAGCCAUCUUAUCCUGGAUCAUCCCAUGGGUAUGCAUAGUUUAAAUUUUAAUUCUCUUGCCAUUCUUGGUGCUCAGUCAUUUAUUUCAUUUCUAAUGGUUUGUUUGUAAAUUGUAACAUUUGGUUUCUGUUAGGUCAGCUCAGGCAGUGGAAUUAAAGCAUUAAUGCAGAAGAUACAAAUGAAAAUUGUAUUGAUGUUUGUCUUUGUGUAGUCAUAUUGAUUUUAUCGAACAUGUUUUGAUUUUGAUGGUGGAGGGGACCCCCAAAGAUGUGUAUUUUUUUUGCUCCCCCCUUCCCUCUUUACUUGUGUUCUUGUCAGGUCCAAUUUUCCAUUCUUCUUUGUCCUUUCCAGUCACUUGGUUCAUAUGUCAUGUUCUCGGCCUCUUUCCUUUUUGUUUCAUUUUCAUCGCUCUUUUGGGCUGUGUUAUAUCUUCCUUCGCAUUGUUAAUUGUUUUAUCUGAAGCACUGAAAAUAUCCCAAUAAUGAUUAUACAGCAUUAUCUACAAAUUUUUGCAACCAUAUUGCCUCAUACUGAAUCACUUAUGUUUAUUCGUUUCUAAACUCUUAUAAUUUAUCAGUUUUCUUAUGUUUUGCAUUCUACAUUCCUAAAUCUGUUCCGAUUUUUCGAAUCUUACUUCUUCAGAACAUUAUAUUUGGGUGUCCUUCAUGUCUCCUGCACUUAAUCAGACCACUGUGAUAACCUGUGAACUCAUACAGACAGGAUGCUGGGUGAGGGAACAUGAAUGUACAUUUUACUACAUGUACUUAUGCCAUAAAUCACGCACUUCCCUCGAUCAUUUUAAAAUAGCAAAGUAAAAGCUGGCACCCCUUGAUUACAAGUCGGGAGUGUAGCAACUACACAAACCUGCUUACCCCAACUGAGCUGGUUUUCCUCCGUCUCUCCAUAAAAUUCCAAGAUAAUACCUUCAAAUAGGCCAUAGCCAUCACCUUCCAAAUCCUUACAUACCAUUUUGAAAUCUUUUAUGGUGCUGUAUAACCUCUGAAGUUGAAGUAGUGCCAUUACAUAACCAGUCUAUCACCAGGAUACUUUAUUUUAAGUCUCUUCUGUUGUAAACCAGUCAUCACAGAAAACAUUUGUUCUCUUAUAUUGUUUAUUAUUGCACUGUCAAUAUGAUGAUAAACAUUUAAUCUAAUUCAGUCUUAUUAAAUUUCAAGACUUCAUCACUGAGCUUCCUCUCUGUGAGCCUGACUUCAUUUUCAUUCCUCACGACUCAUACUUAAAAAUAAAAUAUGAUAAAUUCAUUUGUCAAAUCUGUGCCAAUUUAUGAGGAGAAUGUUCGGACUUUUUAUACAAUUGUAAUGGCAUAAUUUUUCCCCCGUUAUUUGAAGUUUGUAGUGCAUAUAAGCAUUCUUUGAUGUGUGUAAAGCAUAUUGCAUUUUAUAACUGGAGUUUGGUCAUGAAAAAUGCGAUAAACACUGAAUUAGAGACAAGCUACACUCUAUAACGCCAUUUUAUACCACAUACCAGAUAGUAAAGUCAAAUUAUCCAGGUUAAUGAUGGGGAGAAGAUGCACAAAUAACUGGAAAAAAUUCGAUAAUCUAAAAUAUUUUGUUUAGUGCAUUCACAGAACUUCACAAAUUACUUUACUUUAUGACAGCUCACAUUUAUUUUUAGGAACGGUUUGUGGUUUCUCUCUCUCUCUCUCUUUGUGUGUGUGUGUGUAAACUGUUUAGAUUUAUCCCAAUGGUAGUAUAAAUUUCACUCUUAUCCUCGCCACCUCUUCUUCAUGCUUCUGUUUCACAGCACCAUCGACAGUGUCUGCCCAUCUUGUGUUAUCAUCAUCUAUGUUUUCAAAACUUAUCAUAGCACACCUUUAGCUCUGUAAGAACUUUCCUCCAUGAUUGAACCUCAGCAUUAUUGGAUUCAUGGAAGCACCAUUCCUCAGGUGAGCCAUACAUAGUAUCCAAUGAGCGACAUUUCGUCGAUUCAUUCAUUCGAUCCCAACGCCAUAGCCUUUGACUAAAUGUCACCAGUUUUCCAUUCUCGAAGUUUUCAGUUACUCAUUCUUUUGUCACUGUAUUUUUAUUGUUUUUUUCUGCAAUUUUCGUAAUGAUCCACAAGCAUUAACUGUCAUUCUUGCCUGAUGCACAGUGCAGUGUAACAGAACUGUCCGUGCGACAUUAAUAUAUAAGAAAAACCGAGUGCACCUGAAGCAACCCCCCACCCCACCGCAGAACUGGGAAGUAUGGCACAGGAAGGUGUAGAGAGCAUACUUCUCUGUGGUUGUGUAAAGGGGGAAAAAACUUGUGUACAUUUGUAAUUAGAAUUUUAAUAUAUAUGAUAAAUGUGAACAUCUACAUACAUGAAGGCAGCAGUUUUAAGAUUGUCUUAGGUAUAGACAUUUUAAAUAGUAUCAGUUUUACUUAGCUGCAGUGUGAUUAUUUCUAGUCUAUGCUGGUUAACUGUUUGUCAUGAUUUUAUUGUUACUUAUGGUUCCAGUUGUAGCAUUAUAUCAAAACUUGUAAUAAUUAACAGUAAUAUUAUACAUAAUUGUACCAUGAUAGUGAUUUGUCUCAGGAUCUCUCUUAUGUAAUAUCUAUAAGAUGCUGUACCAUGUGUAUUUAAAGCGUCAUGAUUUUAUUCUAUUCAUAUGCAUGUUUAUGAAGUUUGUUUUGUGGCUAAUAUACACUGUGAGUAGA
This is a messenger RNA of Zootermopsis nevadensis, 4699 nucleotides long. Its product is annotated as lysosomal phospholipase A and acyltransferase. Lineage: Eukaryota; Metazoa; Arthropoda; Insecta; Blattodea; Termopsidae. Gene Ontology annotation, biological process: lipid metabolic process. The record is from RefSeq and is a predicted model, not a curated record.